GUGGCGUGCCUCGUCAACCUGUGCCCGAGGGACGCGGCGACGCGCGAGGUGGACUCGCACUGCUUUCAGACGGUCGCGCACGAGUGCGUGGGGGCGUUCGCGGCGUGCGCGGGGUUGGACGUGUACCGCCGACGGAUCACGGGGCGGUCGAAGGCGCUGGGGCUGGAGUACGGGGACGGAGAGGAGGGGGACGAGGUGGAGGAUUUGCGCGCGGCGUUGGCGGCGGCGAAACGCGAGCGACCGGAUGUGAAUAGCGUGUGCUCGGGGGCGAUACUGAGCGAUUAUCAGCGGUUGCGGGUGGAAGCGGUGUGCGCGAGCCUGGGGCUGACGUCGUUGGCGCCGCUGUGGCGCGUGGAACAGCGAGAGGUUUUACGGCGGGUGGAGGCGGAGGGCGUCGACGCGCGUCUGGUCAAGGUGGCGGCGAUGGGAUUGGAUCCGGGGAAACACUUGGGGAUGUCCAUCGCGGACGCGAGGGAGACGCUGAUUAGGGUUGAAGAUGAGUACGGGUCGCACUGCGCGGGCGAAGGCGGGGAGUUUGAGACGCUCGUGGUGGAUUGUCCGAUGUUCGCUCGCGCGAGUUUGGCGAUUACGGAGACGAGGACGGUGAAGACGAGCGAAGAUCGAUUCGCGCCGAGCGGUCACUUG
Molecule: messenger RNA, 645 nt
Organism: Ostreococcus lucimarinus CCE9901
Lineage: Eukaryota; Viridiplantae; Chlorophyta; Mamiellophyceae; Mamiellales; Bathycoccaceae
Exons: 1
Biological process (GO): protein histidyl modification to diphthamide
Molecular function (GO): diphthine-ammonia ligase activity
Source: RefSeq, a predicted model, not a curated record